This is a messenger RNA of Medioppia subpectinata, 617 nucleotides long. Lineage: Eukaryota; Metazoa; Arthropoda; Arachnida; Sarcoptiformes; Oppiidae. The record is from the annotation of a GenBank genome assembly.
GCAUGUCAAUGGAGACGACAGAAGAGGGAUUCACUGAUCACUCCAAUUGCUGCGAACAAAGAGGUGUUUCACCCGUUUGUCUCUCUCUAUGCAAAGGAAAUGUCAAAAGAAUAGAUUUUCGUCAUUUCGUAUGUUUGGAUCACAUGUCGACAAUCGUUAACUCUUGCUUUCCGUUGAAGACAUACACCAAUUGUAUUCUAUCGCACCAUAAAGUGCUUACGAGUGAACCGCAAGAGUUUCGCGUCAGUCAUGUCCACCACAAUUGGGCUAUAUUUAAGUGGAAACCGCCCAAGAAGUUGGCCCACACUAUCACCAAGUAUUACAUCCACUGGCGGGAGACGGCCAGCGAUUCGCAAAAUAUUUACCAAAUAGACAUCAGCAGCCGUUCCCCGCAUCUCAUCGACAAUUUAAAGCCCGGCUAUCGUUACGAAGCUUUCGUAUCGGCGGUCAAUCAGUACGGCGUGAGUGAGGGCUCAGUUCGCGUUAUAUUCUCGACCCCAAGACUCUCAACGCCCGACGAAAGAGAGUUAGAAGAGACUCAGUUUGGAUACAACGAGACGGCCUGUUGUGUGAGAGCAGCCCUUUCCAGGAAGUGUCUGCCUCUGUGUUCAUACAAA